Molecule: messenger RNA, 3367 nt
Organism: Ceraceosorus bombacis
Lineage: Eukaryota; Fungi; Basidiomycota; Exobasidiomycetes; Ceraceosorales; Ceraceosoraceae
Source: the annotation of a GenBank genome assembly
AUGCACAGGGCACGAUAUGCUCUCUCUUCCACUGCCAGGCUUUCUCUUGCGACGCAUACAUGGCCCUCGUCGAGCAGGACGCUGGCUCAAGCUACAGUGGCCAGCUCAUCCAGCACACAGCUUGCCGCCCCCUGCUCCGCAGCUCCUCUACGAAGCAUUUGCACCAGCUCAUCCCUCGCAGCAGAGUCGUCAUCAUCCGAGUAUGCCAUCGGAGCGCGCGGAAACGAAGGGGAUGAUUUCGCUUCCAUGUGGUCUCGGGGCCGUCCUGACUCGCAGCAAGCAUCGUCCAGACGCGCCAGCACAAAGCCGACGGGGCGCCCUCUCACGCUGCGAGAAGCCGAGCGAGCAAUCUUGGCAGAUAUUCGAUCCAUGAACAAGCAGCUCUCCGAUGUGCAACAGCGUGAGCACACCAAGCAGGCAGCAGAAAGGGCAAAAGGAGAGGUAGCUGCUGUGCUGGACAUGGAGCUGGAUGAUGGGACGCUGGACAGAUUGUACAAGGCUCUCAGCAUGCCUGAUCCGCCUGAUGCGCAGGUGAAGCGGCUCAGUGCAAGACAGGAAGCUCGUUUGCGACUCAUGGCUGCUGUGAACGAGGCGAAAAGGCUGCUACCGUCGAACAGCGAGGUGCAGGAUGAUGCUGCGAAAAUCAGCGCAGGCGAGGUGGCGUUGGAUGGCAUCAGGGGAAAAGAGACUCAGGCGUCUGCACCUGCAGUUGGAACAGCAACACCCGACGCAGCUGAGCGCUUGCUGGAGAUCGAAUCGUUGCCACGCCGCAUACGCGAUGAGCGCAAGCUGCGGUCACGAUUAGGCCCGCUCGCCAAACGGAUCGAGAUGAUGCACGCAAGGUUGUGCGGAGCAGCUGACGGAGCACGCGCAGAGGAUCUCCAAGAAGCGGUCUCGGAAUCACGUGCCCAAGAAGCAGUCGAUGAAAUGGUUGCGAUUGCGCAGGACGACGUAGCAAGAGGUGGACAGACGGAUCUCAUGAGGGAUGGAGAAGCGAGACGAGUGCUGUUUGCACAGGUGGAAGAAGUGGUGAAGAGGUUCUCCCUGAUGGCGGGAAGCUCGACUCGGCCUGCAGCACUUCCGGUCGGUCUCAUCACACGACGGGAGUGGGAGGCUCUCGUUGUCCUGGCUGUGAGUGUGCUCCUUGCUUCUUUCGCACCCUUGCGAUCGCUGACAGCGCAUGUAUUCGAGCAGAGUCGGGCGUCUGAUGUGCAAUCCCAAUCGCGGCUGCUCGACGCCAUGAAGGUGAGCACAGUGCUCUCCCUAGCGAGCAUUCCCGUGCUCACGACCCCGCAUCCCUCCCGCAGCUUUCUGGCAGCGAACCGGACACGCGGCUCUGGAAUGGCGUACUCGAAGUGUACGCGGAGAAAGGCGACGUAGAGACAUGCGAAAGGAUAAUCACCUCCAUGAGCGCUCGUGAGUCGGCUGAAAGUAGCGAAUAAGCCUGCUGCUGCUCAUCGUCAUACUACGGCGGACGUGCAUCAUCGAAUCUUUGAUGCCCAGACGACGCGCACACCACCCACUGCCUCAUCAAGGCAAACUUGCGCAGGUCGCUUGCAGCCGCUCUGGACAUUCUCGCGUCGCUCGAAGGCGCGUCUGCCAAGUCGUCCGACGCGGUUGCUCUGCUGCCCGGCCCUGCCAGCUUGGCGACGUAUACGCUGGUUCUGAACCACAUUCUCACAGCGGCACCCAAGCACCACAAGCCAUUAUUCUGGAGCUUGUAUCAUCGGAUGAGGUUUGCGGCGCACCCCACGCCCGACGCGCCACUGUACACUCUGGCUAUCCGAGCCUGCGCUGAGGGCAUCGAGUAUCCUGGCGACGAUUAUUCGAACGCGCCACGCAAGCGCGUAGCGGAUGGAGAGAGGGCGCUGGACCUGUUCAGGGAAAUGUCUGUCCACUACGGCAUUCGACCCACGGCGCAGACGUACAAUGCGCUCAUGCUGGUGUAUGCACGCCGAAAAGAGCUCUUGCCUGAAGCUUUCAGGCUGCUCAAGGAGAUGGUGGCGCUGGAAAGGGAGCGCCUGAGCAUCGAAGACGUUCAGGCUAGACAGGAACUCACUUGCUUUGCACCGGAUAGACGGACCUUUAAUGCUCUACUCAAUGGCUGCGCCCGGAAUGGGGAUCUUGCCCGCGCUAGGUGGGUCUUGGCAGAGAUGCUGCGCAACGCGAGCGCAUUGUGGUCAGAGACGGCGCAGGAACGUGGACCGACCAACUUGACGGAUAGGGAACAGCUAGAGGUGGAGAAUAGAAGACCGGACGACGUCAGCUUGAUGCACGUCUUCAAUGCGUAUGCAGCAUACGUCCCUCCUUUCAAGAGCAACUUGAGGGCUUUGCGACAGAAGCAGGCGGGUGCAACGCAAGAUGGCGGGGGCGAAAGAGGCGGAGACGACGAAGCUGCCACUGCGGUUGAAGCCCGCGACGACAAAGUAGAGGCUUUCACAGGCGGCGCAGAACGCAAGGAAGCGGCCGCAGAUGACAUUGUACGAAGCGCUGGUACCGACGCUGACGACGUUGCAGAUGUCGACGCUGGCAAGGCAUCCUUUGACGAGCGCGUGCCGAUGAGUUCAGCAGAAGUUGUUAGCGAAGUGCGCGGACUUUUUACCCGACUAUUGCUGGAUGUGGAGAGUGGCACAGGUCUACUAUCCAAUAUCUGCAUCACCACAUUAGCUAUCAACUCUUACCUCGAGGCGCUCACGCGGCACUCUCGUCAGGAUGCGCAAUUCUUUGGCCUUCUCGAGGAGGCUUUUGGUGCGGUGGAAGGAGCGCACGAGGAUGGAGUGCUUGCUCGACUGGCGCUACAACCCAACCCAAAGACUUUUGAGAUCGCAAUGACCCUGUGUGGCAAGGUGUCGAACAAGAGUCGCGAAAGGGCCGAUCAGAUCGGUGAUGCUUUGUGGAAGCGCUGGCUGGAGUAUCGGGUGAGCGCAGAGACGCAAGGCAAGGCCAUUGCUCGCGUUUGGGCCGCUCGAAUCGCGAAUCUGUGCAAGUGAGUGCGAGGUGGUGCGUUCAUCUUUUGACUGCCGCUGACGCGCUUCUACCGUCCAGAUCGGACCGGAUCGAUGAGGCGCUGGAGACGGUGACGGAGUUUAGCUCUUUGUACCCACCGCAAGGAAGAGCCUACGCGACGAUGCCUUGCCUCCCAGCUGUGCUUCAGCCCGUCACGUCGAAGUUCAUGGCACAGUGCGCACCAAACACCACAAAGGACGCUCCGACGCUCGAUUUCAGGGACCUCAAUCCGCUGCAUCACAAGUUGGUCAACUUGAGACGUUCAAAGGAUCUCAGAUUCGUGGAUCGCAUUGCUCAUCACUAUGCCAGGAGCAGCAAGCCUCCAAAGCGAUCUCGACCUAGACGCGAGGAGCAAAGUUGA